Molecule: messenger RNA, 1642 nt
Organism: Xenia sp. Carnegie-2017
Lineage: Eukaryota; Metazoa; Cnidaria; Anthozoa; Malacalcyonacea; Xeniidae
Product: sphingomyelinase phosphodiesterase D-like
Exons: 7
Coding region: 85-1575 (496 amino acids)
Source: RefSeq, a predicted model, not a curated record
CUCAUAUGUCGUAGGUAGCACACUCCUGAUAAUCAAUUUCUUGAAAUUUGGUUAUUACUCCUGUUUAUUUCGAAGUAUAGAGACAUGGUUGAUUAUACUCUUAUUGGAGAGUGUAAUGCAAAAAGUGAAAAAUGUUCCCGAUGGACAGUACUUGCUAUACUUUUGCUGACAAUAACUCUUGGACUAUGUUUUAUUGUUGGAAUGACAUAUGUUUUCUAUCUGAAGUAUGAAAAGAACAAUUCAUACCAUUCCACCAAUGAACCAGUUGAAAAUAGAAGUUUAACAUCAUUCAUGUUAUUCUCUGAUAUCCAUCUUGAUCCUUGGUACACACCUGUUGCUGGCAAAGACAGUUUUUGUCGCAAUGCUAACAAGCCAAGUACAUAUAAUGCACCUUUAGGAAGGAUUGGAUGUGACUCUCCUAUCAGUUUAUUGGAGGAAACUCUACGUGUUAUGACUGAACAUGCCCAAGAGUUGACACACAUAGAUUUCAUAAUGAUGUCAGGUGACUCUUGUGCUCACAGGAUAAACAUAAACCGUAGAGCUGAAAUAUUGGCUAUAUUGAAUAUCACUACAAGUGCAGUUCAAUCAGCAUUUCCAAACAUUCCAUAUUUUCCAAGUAUUGGUAACAAUGAUUUACCUGGACAUUAUGUCAUGCCAGGUGAAAAUGACACUUGGUAUUCAGAUGUAUUGAAUAUUUGGCAAGAUGCAAUUUUGUGCACUUAUUGUAAUGUGAAGAAAAACACAACAGAUGUCGAUCAACUCCGUCAGACUUUUUUGUAUGGAGGAUAUUACAGGGUUUCUAUUGCAGAUGGUAAAAUAUUAUUAUUGGUGUUGAAUUCAAUGUAUUGGACUAAAAGUACAUGGAAACACGAUAAAUACUUUCAGGAAAGAGCUAAUGAACAAUUAAAGUGGAUUGAAAUGCAGUUAAACCAUGCAAGAAGAACUGGACUAAAGAUAAUAAUAACAAGUCACAUUCCUCCUGGCAUCGACUCUUAUUCUGGAAAAUCGUUGUGGUUAAGUAAUUAUACAGAAAUAUACAUGAAUCUCGUCGCGAACGAUUUUAGUGACAUUGUGAUAGGUCAAAUUUAUGCACAUUUUCACAAAGAUGAUUUUCGUUUUCUUCAAAAAAACACAGACAGUUUGUCAUUUAGAAACUCUUCCUAUAUUUUGCUUAUUCCUGCUGUUACUCCUGUCUAUAAAAAUAAUCCCAGUUUUCGCAUAGUCCAUCUUGACUCAAAUGCUUUGGCCAUCACGGAUUAUGAGCAGUGGUACAUGAAUCUUGUAAUGGCAACUGAAUUCGACAAUCCUGUGUGGCAACUAGACUAUAAAUUCUCCUCGAGAUAUCCUGCAAAAGGUGAUGAUGAUAAUGUAAUUAACGGCAAAAGAAUAAAGCAUCUUAGUGAUAACAUAAUUAAUCAGUUUAAUGAUAGUUACUUCAAUGGAUUCAUUGCUUCACGACAAGUCCAUUAUCAACCGGAUCCAUUUUCUAGAUUUGAAUAUUAUUGUGCCAUCACAUUUUACUCUCAAGAAGAGUUUGAUGUAUGUCGUAAAAAAUAUCUCGUUCCCGGUGGAUAAAAACGAAUAUUUCCCAAAUUUAUAUUUUUGUAUAUUGUAUUUUCAUGAUAUAACAGAGAUUUAUACU